Messenger RNA from Rosa rugosa (rugosa rose), 1299 nucleotides. Its product is annotated as putative ubiquitin-conjugating enzyme E2 38. NCBI's taxonomy places the organism in Eukaryota, Viridiplantae, Streptophyta, Magnoliopsida, Rosales, Rosaceae. Gene Ontology annotation, molecular function: ubiquitin conjugating enzyme activity. The record is from RefSeq and is a predicted model, not a curated record. The transcript is spliced from 6 exons. Bases 1 to 1002 code for a protein of 333 amino acids.
AUGGGCUUGGAGACUGGGGUCGGGUCUGGAUUUGGGACCCGGGGGGUCAGGUCUGGAUCUGGGCUCUUCCUUGGGAUCCAGGUGGAAGAUUAUCCUCUAUUUGGCGUAUUUUUUACGUGGAAGAUGCAUGGAUGUUGUCUCUCCCUGUGCUAUCCCCAUUUCCCAUUAGAAACGCCACCUAUUUUUAGGAAUCAGUCCCUUUCUGGCAGGCCUUCCUCUCAUUGUGAUUUCCUAUUUUCAGACACUAUAUUUGUCCGGGUUUAUGAAGCAAGAAUGGAACUUCUACGGGCAGUGAUUAUAGGACCUCCAGGCACUCCGUACCAUGAUGGUCUUUUUGUCUUUGAUUGUCUCUUCCCCACUGACUAUCCUAAUUCACCACCGAUGGUUUUCUACUAUUCAGGUGGUCUUCGGCUAAAUCCAAAUUUGUAUGAUUGUGGGAAAGUUUGUCUCAGUCUUUUAGGCACGUGGAGCGGUAGACAGAGAGAAAACUGGAUACCUGGGGAAUCAACAAUGCUACUGUUUGAACCCAAAAUAACAUUUUUUCCCGAUAAGGGGGACUCGAAGAAAACUGGGCCAAUAUCGCUACGAGUUUUGGUCUCUAUACAAGCUCUUAUACUGAAUGCAGACCCUUUUUUCAAUGAGCCUGGGUAUGAGACAAGGUAUACUGGAGUAGAAGGGCAAAAAAAAUCCAGGAAGUACAGUGAAGAGGUCUUUAUUAUGUCUCUGAAGACGAUGAUGUAUACACUAAGGAAGCCACCUAAGUAUUUUGAGGACUUUGUCUUGGGUCAUUUUCGCAAUCGUGCACAUAAUAUUCUGGCAGCAUGUAAGGCAUAUUCUGAGGGUACAUUGGUUGGGUCUUCUAUUGGAGAUGCAGUGCAGAAUGGAGUUGAAAGUGGCUCAAGUGAAUUUAAGUCAUCUGUUGCUAGGAUGAUGAAUAUGCUUGUUACAUAUUUCACCAGAAAUGGAUCAACAGACUGUGAGCAGUUUCGAGGUGCAGCCUAAAACACACAUCUGACUAGCUGACUUGAUGGGAUUGUUAAGGUAAAUAAGAGAAUUAAAGAUGCAUUAGCAUAUGCUGGAAUCGAUUUGAAUUUCUAGGACCUGACCUCAUGGUUUUCUCGGUGUUCUGCUGUAAACUGCUAUUAUGGAAUUGGGUAGCUGGAUUUCUUUCAUUUCUUCUUGGGAUUCCAUGUCAAUGUAAUAUAGUAGGAUGACGUGGAUAAAUGAUUUUCAGCUAAACUUGGCUGAUUGCUGCAUUGCUCUAUCAAUUUUUAUGUGGCUACAUUUCAGCUUGGUACU